UUUAGUUGAUUCAUGAAGCAACAACUGUAGGAAAAACAUCUCAAAAAUGUUUCGAAUAGAAAUUUUGGUAAUCUUUACCGUUUUUCUAAUUCUACAUGGAAAACACACUGAACAGGCUUCAUUACCGACUGAUUUGUAUUAUACUGCAGGCGUUGUAGAAUUUAAACAAGCUCAACUUCUAUCAAAAUUGGAAGAAAAUCUUAAAAACUAUAUAAAUAUAAUUGCUUCAGAUACUGCGACAUCAACAGAUAUUAUGGUAUUUCCAGAGGGUACACUCAACAGUAAUAAUGAACUAACAUAUGUGCCUGAUCCCGCUAAGGAAUUAGUUUCACCUUGUGAACUACCUAAACCAAGCAUUUACCACAGUUUCCUAAUAGAAUUGUCAUGUGCAGCAAAAAAGUAUCAAAAGUAUUUGGUGAUUAAUUUAUCGGAAAAAGGAGACUGCCCCACAGUACUGGAGGAUACGCGUCCUUGUGCAAGCGAUGGCCUUAACAAAUUUAACACAAAUGUUGUAUUCGAUCGUAAUGGAACCGUAAUCUCACGUUAUCGUAAAGUACAUAUGUGGAAUGAGGGAAAAAAUACUACCCUUCUUCCGGAGUAUGGAAUGUUCGACACGGAUUUUGGUGUACGCUUCGGACAUUUCAUUUGUUUUGAUAUUUUGUUCUAUACGCCAACGCAGGAAUUGGUUGAGAAAUAUGGAAUCACCGAUUUUAUAUUUCCAACGAUGUGGUUCUCGCAGCUGCCAUUCUUGACAGCCGUACAAGUACAUGCAGCCUGGUCUUUUGGUAAUAAUGUGAAUCUCUUAGCAGCGGGUGCUAGUUUCCCACUAAUUGGCUCAACUGGUAGUGGUAUUUAUGCCGGUCGGCAAGGUGUUUUGGUAGCUAAAAUGAAUACCGGCUUGGGUGAACGUGCUUUAUACGUAGCAACUGUGCCUAAAAAACAAACAAUUCCAAAACGUUUCAGGAGAGAAGUUGCUCCCAAAAAUAUCGCUAACACCUCUACAGCUCCACGCAUCACUCAAAGUGACAUAUAUUUGAAACCUGACAAUAUUGAAGAGUAUGCAAGCGAGGUAUUAGAUCUGAAUCAAGGGACGAGUUUCACACGUGAACUGUGUUACAACAACACAUUUUGUUGUAAUUUCGAAUUAAAGUGGAAACAUUUAACUCCAGUGGUAAAUAGUACUUAUUACACAUAUCGUUUGGGUGUUUUCGAUGGCUUACGCAGGGAAGUGGCACCGGAAUCAAAUUUCCUUAAGAAUUGUGCUAUAUUUAGUUGCGUUGGUGAAGGCAUCGAAGAUUGUGCCAAAAUAUUUUCAUCAAAAGUUGGAGAAAUUGAACCUCAAAUCGCAUUUGAACGGAUUGUUAUUGAAGCAACAUUCCCCACUUCUAAUCAAUUACUAAUAAUGCCAAAUAGUUUGAAGGAGGACUUAAUGCCAGUACCUGUUGGGAAUUUUGAAUGGCAUGAGAAAAUAGACAAUGAGACACAACUCGUGCGAUUCGUGCUGAAUACCACAACCGAUAAUCUACUCACGUUUUCGAUUUAUGCCAACUAUUUUGAUGAACAAAAAUAUGGUAAAAAUAGUACCACCUCCCCGACAUCUUCACUUAUGCUACUUUUAAAUAGUUGGUUUAUUUUCAAAAAAAUAUUUUAAUAUAUUAUAACGAAAACUUUAUGAAUGUACGUGAUGCUUUGAUUUACAUUAAA
Messenger RNA from Teleopsis dalmanni, 1704 nucleotides. RefSeq names its product vanin-like protein 1. Gene Ontology annotation, molecular function: hydrolase activity, acting on carbon-nitrogen (but not peptide) bonds, in linear amides. Bases 47 to 1651 code for a protein of 534 amino acids. The record is from RefSeq and is a predicted model, not a curated record. The transcript has 4 exons. NCBI's taxonomy places the organism in Eukaryota, Metazoa, Arthropoda, Insecta, Diptera, Diopsidae.